Cylicocyclus nassatus is the source of this 358-nucleotide messenger RNA. NCBI's taxonomy places the organism in Eukaryota, Metazoa, Nematoda, Chromadorea, Rhabditida, Strongylidae. The record is from the annotation of a GenBank genome assembly.
AUGACUGGUGGCCUGAAGAAGGCUUUUAUGGUGAACAUCACACAGAUAAGCAAGAAAUUUCUCGAAGGAGUUGUUACAACCGUAUUCAUCUUGCUCAUACCUACAUUGUUAUACGGCCGAGCAUUACAGCACCGCAUAGAAGCUGAGGAGCGCGAGCACCCGAUGCAUCAUAAAGAAACCAACAGUAACCUGGAAAAUGCACCUCAGCUGCAGGAAAUGAGGUAUGAGUGCAUGUUAAGCGUUCUGCCGGACACCUUGUAAUGGAGCAAUGAAGUGAUGCCUGUUACGAUAUUUUCACUGAUUCUAUCCAUUUUGUAUUGUAUAAAGUGAUCAAGUGUUUGUAUCUGUUGCUCUCGAC